This is a messenger RNA of Exophiala mesophila, 2268 nucleotides long. RefSeq lists its product as hypothetical. The record is from RefSeq and is a predicted model, not a curated record. Bases 630 to 2039 code for a protein of 469 amino acids. Lineage: Eukaryota; Fungi; Ascomycota; Eurotiomycetes; Chaetothyriales; Herpotrichiellaceae. Gene Ontology annotation, biological process: heme A biosynthetic process. Gene Ontology annotation, molecular function: oxidoreductase activity, acting on NAD(P)H, heme protein as acceptor. The transcript has a single exon. Gene Ontology annotation, cellular component: mitochondrial inner membrane.
GGAUAAUUAUAAUGAUGAAUUGUCCACGGUGAGAUUCUUUUCACCCACAACCUGCACCGUGUUGCAUGACAAUCUCCUUGACAGCAUGUUCUCGAGAUCGUCAUCGUCAGGUUUCGGUCGAAGCUUGAGUGAAGCUGCACCGGGUCUGUCGCGACGAUUCUUUAACUGUCAAAACCGCAACAAACCUCCCCACAACCUGCGAUACUUCUCCUCCUCACGACCGACACCUGGAAGCAGGGAUCCAAGAGUCCAGAUCAGACCUAUCGGAACACUGUCGGACAUUGCAGCCUCGAGGACAUGGACUGUGAAGUUGUCAAAGUCUGCCUCUAGCCCCUUCACGCAGAGCCGUAUUACCUGUGGGCGCAGCGAGUCUUGGAGCUCGAGGCCACCACCCGGCGCAAACUCCUCAAACCUCCGUUGUAUAAGAUCCUUCUCUGUCUCGACAAGGUCAAGAACUCAGGCCACCCUCGCCCAAGAAAUAAACACUGCAGAAGGAUCAAAGAGUGAGAAAAAAGGGUUCUACCCCAAGCAUUCUACAAAUGCCGUGGCAUACUGGCUCCUUGCCAGCGCCGCUAGUGUCUUUGGAAUCGUCAUCUUUGGGGGGCUGACGAGGUUGACAGAGUCGGGGUAUGUCAGUUUGUUUCAGAAGAAUACUUAGAUGGACUACUAACGUUAUUCUUUUCUCCGGUAGUCUCAGCAUCACAGAAUGGCGUCCUGUCACGGGCUCGGUGCCUCCACGAAAUCAAGCUGACUGGGAAGCUGAGUUCGAGAAGUAUCGAGCGUCACCAGAAUUCAAGGUUCUCAAUUCGCGAAUGACCCUGGAAGAGUUCAAGAGCAUCUACUGGAUGGAGUGGAUUCACCGGCUGUGGGGACGAUUUGUCGGUUUGAGCUUCGUCGUACCGGCUGUCUACUUUGUGGCUACAAAACGAGUUUCGAGAUCCAUGUCCGCACGUCUGCUAGGGAUUGCCAGCUUGAUCGGCUUCCAGGGAUUUCUCGGAUGGUGGAUGGUCAAAUCGGGGCUGAAAGAUGAUCUUUUGGCGCCUGGGUCGACGCCUCGAGUCAGCCAAUAUCGAUUGACUGCCCACCUAGGCGCUGCCUUUGUCUGCUACCUGGCCAUGCUGUGGAACGGUCUCGACAUCCUCCGUGGCAACAAGUUGCUCUCAUCCCCACCAGCCACCGCAUCCUCGACCCUGGCAGCCCUCCGACAUCCAGGCCUGAGAACAUUCCGUCUGGCUGUGACCGCUCUGUCGGCCCUCGUCUUUGUGACCGCCAUGUCAGGUGGUCUUGUCGCAGGACUCGACGCCGGCCUGAUCUACAACGAAUUCCCAUACAUGGGAAAUGGACUGACCCCACCCAAGUCAGAGUUGUUUGACCCAUUCUAUAGCCAUACGCCAGAUCACUCCGACUUGGUGUGGCGCAACUUUCUGGAAAACCCGUCUCUUGUUCAAUUAGACCAUCGCAUUCUGGCCACUACAACAUUCUCUGCCAUCAUGGCCCUGUGGGCAUGGACACGCUAUUCCAAGUCUCUCACCAGCUUACUGCCACGUGCUGCGAAACGAGGUGUUCAUGGAGUGGUAGGCUUUGCCUUCCUUCAAGUCACCUUGGGCAUAUGUACACUUCUGUAUCUGGUUCCAACACACCUGGCAUCGUCUCAUCAAGCUGGCGCAUUGGCGUUGCUAACAUGGACCUUUGUGUUGGGCAGUCGCACAUGGUUGCCCAGUCGAGCGGUGCAAAAGCUGGUCAUGGAGCGAGUUGGCGCCCCAACGUUGGGCGGGAAUGCUGCUGCGGCAGCCAAGUUAAGAGAUGCUGCUACCGCCUCGGCAGCCUCGGCAGCGACUCCCAUGAGUGCCACUUCGCUAGCUUCUCUGGGAGGAGCGACCUUGUUGCCAUUGUUGGGGUUGGGACUUGGUCGUGGUGGUAGUGGUGGGGUCACGAACAAGGAGACACUCGGCCAUGAGGAUGUUGCUCCGGCAGGUAAGAUGCUGGUGGUCCAGAAGGAUCAAUUUCUCGCCAGACAGCGAGGCAUCAAGAGCUCAUGAGACCAAUUCCGACCAGUACCGACCAGUACCGAGUAUGGACUCAUUUCAUGAGUAUUGUACAAGUAUACAAAAAUGUAGUAAUAUCAACUGGAAGGAGGCUUGGCCGGGAAUGGUCAAAAGGUCAAGGCAUUGUACCUACAGGAUCACGUGUGUGAUAAGGCUGUUAGAAUCCACUCUAAGACAAGAUACCAAUAUAAUUGAUUGAAUAGAAAGCAUAGAUUAUGUCUGA